AACAGUCACAUUCAUUUAGGGAAUAUCUGGGGCUCUACUGCUAAAUGCUUCACUGUUUUCAUCAGCUUGGGCUUUUUGUCCACUGCAGGCUGCUACUGCUGGAAAUAGAAAGAUUGGUGACCGCCGUGAGACUCAAUUAGAAAAUGUUGAUGGUGUUAAAACCACAAGCAGACAAACUGUGAAGCAGAAGGGAAGUCUGUUCCUCAUUCACUGACACCUUUCACUCAGUUGGCAGUUUCUUUUUUACCAGCUGACAAUUUCGGACCCCUUCUUGGUUCCAUGCUAAACCAGAGGAUGUUUCCCCAUAAUGACAAGAGAUGUCUGGAUCUCAAUCUCUCACCACUCUGGUCCAAUCAAUUGGAUUCACCAGUUUUGCAAUAACAAACGCAUUGUGUUAUUACUUUGAGAAAAAAUUGGAUGAUAGAAGUAAUUCAUUUGAGCGACAUAACAAAAUGUGGAGGUUUGAAUAUUUUCUGACUUCACACCAAGAUAUAAACUAGACUGACUUUAAAUUUGAGUCCUGCCACUGUCAAGAUAGAUUGAUUUAUACGCAUUUAUCUAUCAGAUUCCUCCCAGGAGUUUAUUUUUAAGCAAAAACACCUGAUCAAUGCAGUCUUGUCCCGCACACAAAUGUCAUCCUUCCCCAGAUGAUGUGACCACAGGUUCGCAUGUAAAUGAGCAGUUAGAGGAGCUUGUAUCCUGCCAUUGAUAAGCAGACCUUGUGGAAAUAAGAACAAACGGGGAUUCACCGGUGCCUUCCAAUAAUCUCCAGUUUGUGUUACUGCGUUUAGUUCCACAUGAAGCCGACUGAGAAACAAGGCAGAGCAUUGUUGUGUCCUUGUGUCCCUUCUCAUGGCACAGUGGUUCAAAAGGAGGUGGGAGGUAGAGAAGCUCUACAUUUGGCCAAAGAAAGCAACCAGGACUGAACUUUAGGCUUCACUAUGGAGCGGCAGGACUUUUUUGGGAGGCUUUUAGAAUAAAGCAACGAUGGAGGACGCAGACGAUGACAUAGCCGUUAUCGGGAUUGGAUGCAACUUCCCCGGAGGUGAAGGGUUGGACAACUUCUGGAGGGUCUUGUUGGAGGGAAAGAACUGUGUCGUAGAUAUUCCACCUGAGAGGUUUGACACCACAUUUUGGUACGAUGCCGAUGGUUGCAAACCAGGAAAGACGCAAACAACCAAAGCAGCUCUCAUAGAAGGCUUCAAUGAAUUUGAUCACAAGUUUUUCGGCAUUACUGAAGCAGAGGCUGAAUUCAUGGACCCUCAGCAGAAACUCCUCCUGCAGUGCACAUACAGGACAUUAGAAGAUGCAGGAAUGUCCAUGGAGAUCAUCAGCGGAAGCAGAACUGGAGUUUACAUGGGUCUUAUGAACAGGGAUUACGAGAUUCUUCAGAGCGACAGUCCGUCAACCAUAUCCCACUACAAUGGCACGGGGGCGGCCAUGAGUGUGGCUGCCAAUAGACUCUCCUUUACCUUCAACCUCACUGGCCCUUCUCUUGCUAUUGACACGGCCUGUUCUUCCUCUUUGGUGGCUCUGCAUUUAGCCUGCCAGGCUAUAAAACACGGAGACUGUGGGAUGGCUCUUUGUGGAGGCGUCAGCUGCAUCAUUGAGCCGAGAGUGUUCGUUGCUCUCAGCAAGGCGAAGAUGAUCUCACCUGAAGGAACCAGCAAACCUUUCUCCAGCAGAGCGGAUGGCUACGGUAGAGGAGAGGGCUGCGGGGUCGUCCUCCUCAAGCCUCUGAAAACUGCGAUGAAAGACUGCAACAAAAUUUGGGGUAUCAUCAGCAAAACAGCGGUCAACCAAGACGGGCACUCGGUCACUCCGAUCACCAAACCCUCCGCCACCCAGCAAGAGGAACUCCUGCGUCGGGUCUACUCGGAGUCGGACGUGGCAAACGUCUGGUACAUAGAGGCGCAUGGCACCGGCACUCCAGUCGGAGAUCCAACGGAGGCGGUAAGCAUUUCAAACGCCAUCGCUAAAGCCAGACCCCCUGGUGCGGAGACCCUGCGGAUCGGCUCCGUGAAGGGCAACAUCGGACACACGGAGUCGGCCGCCGGAGUGGCCGGGCUCAUCAAGGUUCUGCUGAUGAUGAAGCACGAGACCAUCGUCCCCUCGGUUUUCUACUCGGAAGACAAUGCCAGUGUAGACGUGAAGGCUUUGAGUAUAAGUAUUCCGGUUAAAGCCGCAAGAUGGGAAACGGCGGGGUCGCUGGGGAGGCUCGCCGGGGUCAACAGCUUUGGUUUUGGAGGCACAAAUGCACAUGUGAUUGUAAGAGAGUACAUAAAGACUACUGUGCCCACUCAGAUCCCCAAAAGCUGUCCAAAACUCUUUGUGAUAUCUGCAGCCUGUGCGGAAUCGCUGAUCCUGUCCAUCACCGACACCCUCCAGAGGCUUUGCCGUAAUCAAUUAGUCGAUCUACAGGCACUUUCAUACACUUCAGCAUGUGGAAGGAGUCAUUCCAGACACAAAUACCGGAAGGCCUUUCCAACAUCUUCCCUCCCAGAUUUAGAACAACAGCUGACAUCUGCGUUGAAGACAAAUGCCGAUUCUGUCAUGUCUGACAUCCAGGUGGUGUUUGUGUUUUGUGGGAAUGGGGUUGCUUACAGGGGCAUGUGCAAGUGCCUCCUGAGAGAAAAUACAAUUUUCAGAGACACGGUCACCGCCGUUGAGAAUCUCUUUCAAAGCCAUAAAAGCGUCAGCAUCAGCCAAUGGAUUGCUGGUGAAUUCGAUCGUGACGUUCUCAAUCAGCCAGAUGUUGUCCAGCCUCUUCUUUUUGCCAUUCAGGUGGGCAUCGCCGCUCUCCUAAAGAACUGGGGCGUCAAACCUGACGCCGUGAUCGGGCACUCCGUCGGUGAGGUUGCUGCCGCUCACUGUUCUGGACUGUUGUCUCUCGAGGACGCCGUGAAAGUGGUGCACCACCGCAGUACCCUUCAGAGCGAGGUCACCGGAGGGAAAAUGCUCGUUGUCGGUAAUUGGGCUGUUGAAAACGUGUUAAAAAUCCUUCCAGAGUUUUCUGGGAAAAUUUGUGUUGCUGCUUUCAACAGCCCCCGGUCCUGCACCCUGUCAGGGGAGGCAGCUGCUGUGGACACCCUUCAUCGGAGGUUGAAGAUGUUGACGGAAGAAAGUCUCUUCCUCCACGAGUUGGAUGUGCCGGCAGCAUACCACAGCCAUAUGAUGGAUCCUAUCCUAGAGGACAUUGAGAAAAUUAUCGGGCCCUUGGGUGUCAACAACGACCAAGAGUGCAAACUCUUUUCAACGGUGACAGGAGGCAGGUGUUCUGAUGGUGACUUCAGAACAGGAAGCUAUUGGGCUAGGAACAUUCGAGAACCUGUCUUAUUUGAGCAAACACUGCGCGCUGCCACCAGGGACAUGCACUCAAGGGCAAAUGUAGUAUUUGUAGAGAUUGGACCUCGUAGGGCUCUGCAAAGAAGCAUUCAUGAAACUUUGGGGGAAAACGCCACCGUCCUUUCCUCCGUCCAGCCAGAGAAAGAUUCCGACACAAUCUUGUCUACUGUGGGUAAAUUGUUUGAGAUGGGCGUCAGUGUGGACUGGCAUCAGCUCUACAGGGGUUGUGAGACAUUGCCCACAGCACUUCCAGUCUAUCAGUUCAUCAACACGAAAAAAGUGUUGAAUUUCAACGCUUUGAGAAAAGGUGAAAACUCAUCUGCGCUCCGUCCACGUUCCCUGAUAUCCCGAACAAAGCCGGAUAACAAAGAGUACGUGUGCAACCUCUCCUUGGACACCGCCCCAUAUCUGUGGGAGCAUAAAAACGGCGGCGUUUCCAUUGUGCCGGGCGCGUUCUAUGUUGAGCUAGCUUAUGCCUCCGUGAUGGCAAGUUCAAGGCCCAAGAAACCGGUUUCUCAGCUCCGGCUGAGUCUGAGGUUUGAGAGUCUGUUUACACUUAACUCAAACCUUCACCAGUUGAAAGUGACACUGGAUCAUGCAGAGAAUGGAGCUUCAUUUAAAAUACAUUCUUCUGCUGCGACACACACCUCCGGCACAUGCGCGUUUACAGAUGGCCAACUGCUGUUGGAGGAACCAACUAUCUGUCUCGACAUGAUCUACCAAAGGUGCAAAUUGGUUAUGAAGAGAAAGGAGAUUUAUUCAAUUCUUACUGUGGUGGGAUUUGAAUAUGGCGCUGUCUUCAAACAGCUUGAUGAAGUGCAUUUCGGAGAUGAAUUCAAGGAAGCUGUGACGGCAAUCAAGGCACCCGAUGAACUUGUGCAACACCUUCAUGAGUAUUUUAUCCACCCUGUGUUAUUGGACUAUUUCUUGCAAAUGACUGCCGUUGUAGCUAUUGGCCGGCUAACAGCAAAGCAGGGAUUCCCCUCAGCCAUUGGUGGAAUUGCCAUAUCAGGACCAUUGCAAGAGAAAAUGGUCAUGUACUUGCGAGCCACUCAACAAACCCCUGACUUCCUGGAUGUGUGUGGUAGCAUUUCCACCCCAGCGGGCCAUGUACUGGUGGAGCUUACGGGUGUGAGGAUCUCGUUUUUGGGCGAUCGCUCAAAUGCUCUUCAGUCACGGUUCUUCCAUAAUGAAAUAACUCCAAUUCCCGAAAUUGGAGACUUGCAAAAUCGCAAAAUAAAAGCAAUAGUCUUUGAAGACAAACUUGGCAUAGCUGAAAGGCUUAGGCCAUACCUACACGCAGAGUCGGCUCUUGUGGAGAGCAGAGAGCAUUGGAUGGCAGACCAAAUCCGUGAUUUAUUGCUCGGGCUACUUACCAGCGCUGAUAUAGAAAACAUUCUCUUCAUCUGGGGUGCAGAGGACCUCAGUCACUUGUCGUCUGAGAAGAUACUUGACUGCUCGGCGAGUUGCUGCGAGCUGUUUCGCCAGAUUGUUUUAGCCUCGAAGGAGAGCGAACGCUGCUGCACCGUCCGCGUCAUUACCUACCGAUCGACGGAAGCGCUCGUGGACCGCGUCAGUCCGGGCCUCGUCCUGUCUGGUAUGACGAGGGCUUGUUCGGCGGAGAUGCCGGAUGUCUCCUUUCAACUGAUUGACCUUGCCUCCGCGACCAGCGAAGACGUCGAAAUGCUGGUUUGCGUGAUAAACACCUGCAAAGAGCGAGAGGUCACGAUCAGCAAAGGCCAAGCGUCAACAACCAGGAUAGAGCGGACGACGCCCGCGGGGGGCGGGGCUUCGCGUGAAGGCGGCACGCACUCAGCGCGCGAGAGCGACUUUAUUCUGCAGACAGCUGAUCCAUACAGAGCGGCUCGCUUGUCGGCCAUCCCCCAAGACACCAAUGCAGCUGUUGUCCAAGAGAACUCAGUUGAGAUUCAGCUGACCAACGUGUGCGUGCAUUCGUCUGAUUACUUUCCCGUCACCACGUCGCAUUGGAACUUUGGAAAGACGCUGUAUUGGAACAAGCACGCACCACAAAACCACAGCCUUCUCGCUUUAGAUUUUAGCGGCGUUGUAACGGCUGUCGGGAAACAUGUUCACAAUCUAAGAGCGGGAGAUUGUGUCGCUUCGUGUUAUCCAGUCGCCGCCACGGCAAAGAUUAGGAUUCCCGAAAAGGUGUGCUUCAACACAGAAAGACUCCCAUUUCUGAAAGACGCCCCAUGUGUGUCCUACUUCGUACUUGCAUGGGAGAUCCUGCAGAAAAUCCUUUAUAAGGUAAAACCGCAGCACAGGAAGCUGACCAUCAUCUCCUCCAACUCGGCGUCGACUCUGGUGAAAGUUUUGGCCCUGUCGGCAAACCGGUCCGGCUGGAAUGUUUCCUCUCGGUCACAUUCCAGAGGAGAAGCGCUUUGUUUGGAUCAGUCGCAUGCAUUUGUUCUUCUUUCCCUGUGCGAUGGCUCUUGGGACGAGAUGCAUGAGAACGGAAGUCUCGACAGACAUGUCAUUUUUGUGAAUGGCGGUCACAUGUCACAUGUCAGCAUGUUCGCACUGGAGCGUGGACACAUCCAUGUCCAUAGACUCAAUGUCGCUGAUGUUCUCCAGAGAGCCAGUCUGGAAAUGCACAACAGGGAGAUCUCUAAUUGGCUGUUGUCAUUAGGGUUUGAUACAGUAUCUCUACCUUUGAAAAGAGAGACCUUUUCAUCACCGGGCGUAGAAGAGUCCUACUUCACAAAGAAUACGGUGCAGCAAGUUGUUCUAAAUGAUGGAGAACCUGACUGUCAAGCGUCAGACAUCCCUUUGCUCACAGGGUCUGGCCAACUAUUUAAACAAAGUUGUGUUUACAUUGUCACCGGAGGGCUCUCUGGUUUGGGAUUUGAGACGGUAAAGUUCAUUACCCACAACGGGGGAGGUUGUAUUGCAACUCUGUCCAGAAGUAGUCUGACCGACGAGAUGCGGUUUGAAAUGGAACUCCUCCAGAGAAGGCACGGGGUGACCAUCGUGAACGUCAAAUGUGACGUUUCUGUGUGGACGCAGGUGGCGGACGCCUUCUCCAACAUCAAACAAAGGUUCCCUUCUUGUCCAAUCCGAGGAGUGUUUCACAGUGCUGCAGUGUUACACGAUGCGUUGAUCGAAAACCUCGACGAGCCCCUCUUCCGAAAGGUGCUGCGGCCUAAAGUGAGUGGGGCUUUGAACCUUCACCGAGCAACGCUGGCCAACCAACUGGAUUUCUUCGUGUGCUACUCCUCCAUCUCUUCGUUCAUCGGCAACGCCUCCCAAUGCAACUACGCCGCCGCCAAUUCUUUCCUCGACACGUUCUGUCAUUACAGGAGACACCUUGGACUCGCCGGUCAGUCCAUCAACUGGGGCCCUCUGAACCUCGGGCUCCUGUUGAACAAAGACCAUUUCCAACGGUUCCUGGAGACAAAAGGAAUGAUGACAAUGGAUGUGUGCGACGUCCGGGAGGCCCUUAAGCUGUGUCUUUGGAUGAACAGACCGCAACAAGUCAUCUGCAAGUUCAACUUCAAAAAUCUCCACGUUCAUGUCCUGUCACAGAACGUGUCCCUCAGAGAGCGUCUGUCGCCGCUGGUGGAGGCGGAACUAAAAGAGGAACUAAGCGAUCAGCGCAGGGUCCGUUUGUCUUCCGCGUUUGACAGCGUGAGAGCGAUUGUCAGUGACAUCAGCAACGUUGGCGUGGACGAGCUGGGCAAGGACAUGGCUCUGUGUGCAUUGGGCAUCGACUCCAUGUUGGCCAUGACUCUGCAGAAUAAGAUUUUCCAAGAGACGGGUGUCAACGUAGCUUUGGUUAGAAUACUGGACCCCAACUGCACAGUCUCCACUCUGGAAGCUCUCGUAAAGAAUAAUGGAUCAUUUCAAUGAGCUGCAUCAAAAAAUACUUUGGAUUAA
Molecule: messenger RNA, 7242 nt
Organism: Pungitius pungitius (ninespine stickleback)
Lineage: Eukaryota; Metazoa; Chordata; Actinopteri; Perciformes; Gasterosteidae
Gene: pks1
Product: polyketide synthase 1
Exons: 6
Biological process (GO): fatty acid biosynthetic process
Molecular function (GO): 3-oxoacyl-[acyl-carrier-protein] synthase activity; fatty acid synthase activity
Source: RefSeq, a predicted model, not a curated record